Molecule: messenger RNA, 3294 nt
Organism: Candidozyma pseudohaemuli
Lineage: Eukaryota; Fungi; Ascomycota; Pichiomycetes; Serinales; Metschnikowiaceae
Exons: 2
Coding region: 1-3294 (1097 amino acids)
Biological process (GO): positive regulation of DNA-templated transcription
Cellular component (GO): SWI/SNF complex
Molecular function (GO): DNA binding; histone binding
Source: RefSeq, a predicted model, not a curated record
AUGUCCGACUCAGAAAAAACACCGCUACCUUCAGAAAAGCCCAACGAAGAAUUGCAAGGUGACAUCGGCAACAUCGAUUCCCUCGACAACGACAACUUGGAUCCUUCUUUGGACCCGAUGUUGGACCCGGCCUUGGAUGACAAUUUGGACGACGGCUUGCACAACAUGACCUCCGAGCCCAACGAGUUUUUCGAUAUGGACAUGGACAAGGACGACGAGAAGCUACAACAAGAUGAGCCUGUCAAUGAGGAGACAAAGGCUGAUGAUGAUAAAAAGGAGGAGAAUGGCGCGGAUACAAACACAAACCUAGACAUGGACGUGGAUCUCAACGUGGAAGCCAAGGACCAGGAGUCUGGCGAAACCGAUAAAGAAGCCGAGAAGGCCGAGCCUGAAUCAGCUGCUUCUCCAGCGGUCGAAAAGACCGAAAGCGAAGCUGAGAAGCCUGUUACGACUGAAGGCGAGAAGGAGAGUCGAAAAAAUGCUCCUCGCAUAGAAGACGACGAGCCAGAAAUCAAGCAAGAGCCCGUUGCGACAGUAGAGAAGCAUGAAAGUGACUCAGAGCUUGAGGAAGACGUGUUUGAGAAGUUGGGCGACUCUCGCCACUUGGACACUGACGACAAGUCUCGCAUUCGCCAAACCCACGCCAUAAUAAUCCCCUCCUACGCAUCAUGGUUCAAUAUGAAGAAGAUUCACCAAAUUGAGCGUGACUCGUUGCCUGAAUUCUUCAACACGUCGCAUCCCUCCAAGUCCCCUAAGAUCUACGCCAACUACAGAAACUUCAUGAUCAACGUUUACAGGUUAAACCCUAAUGAGUACUUGACAUUGACGUCCUGUCGCCGAAACUUGGUUGGCGAUGUGGGUACCUUGAUGCGUGUUCACCGCUUCCUCACCAAAUGGGGCCUCAUAAACUACCAAGUGAACCCUCAGCUCAAACCCGCUUACGCUUUAGAGAAAUUGCCUAACGGAUCCCUGGUUGGAUUACCAUACACUGGCGACUUUCAUGUACAAUACGACACCCCCAGAGGUUUGUUCCCAUUCGAUACUUAUAAGGUGAAUCCAGAAAACGUGAAUGCUGGAAAGCUAAAAGCUCUUCUUGCAUCUGACCAAACACUCAAUGGCUCAUCGGAUCACACUAAUGAUAUCCUUACUGAUGGCUUGGGACUAGAUGAUGAACCAGCACUGAAAAAGCGCAAGAUUGAAGACGCGGUUGACGACAAAUGGACCACGGAAGAGCUUUCGCUGCUUGUUCUUGGAAUAAAAGAGGACAGGAAUGACUGGUAUAAAAUUGCGAAGAGAGUUGGCAAUGACAAGACACCUCAAGAAUGUAUCCUAAAAUUCCUCGGUAUGCCUUUGGAAGAUCGGUACAACGCACUCGACACGAAAGACGAAAGCAUAAUUAAAUAUGCCGCGAACUUCCCCGUCUCGUCCAUUGACAAUCCAAUCAUUGGCAAUCUUGUCUUCAUGACAAAUCUCGUCGACGCCGAUGUCGUGAAAGCUGCUACGAAACGUGCUUCGGACUUGUUGGAUCAGAAGUUUUUCGAAAGAGUCGAAAAGGCACAAGCCAUUAAAUCGGAGGCCGAAGACAAAAAGGAGAGCUCAGAGUCCAAUGGCUCUGCAAACAUUGACUCGGUUGACCCAUCCCUCGGCGACGACUUGAAGCAAACUUUCGAAGCGUCUGAAUCGAGCGACAAUAUCAAAGAUGCCGCCACCGGUGUCUUGGGUGCCGUAGGUGGUCGCAGUCAUUUAUUUGCCAACUAUGAGGAGAGGGAGAUGCAGCGCUUGACAUCAAGCAUAUUGAACAAUGAGCUCACGAAACUCGACGUUAAAAUGAACAAGGUUAAUGAGCUCGAAAGGAUUUUCCAGAGAGAAAGAUCAAAUUUGUCACGUCUUCAAAGUGAAAUAUUCUGCGACAGGCUUGCGUUGACAAGAUCUACGGUCAACAUCUCCAAGAAGCUAAAUGAGGCGCUCGAGCUUCUCAAGUCUUCGAAAGCAGAGGAAGGCUCGGUGGCAGAAGACAAGGCACAAAACAUUGAGGGAAUCCUCAAGGAAGCCCAAUCAUUGCUUUAUAAGCCUACGAUACUGGCCUUUGAGGAGAAAGACUCGAAGACUGAGUCGCAAAGUAAGUCUGAAGAAAGUGACGAAAAGGCACAGGCGGCUGAAUCUACGGUCAAGCCUUUGUCUAUAAAGACGCCUCAAUCCUUUAAGGUAGGUAAGUCUGCUAUCAUGAGCAAUUUUGAAGAGUCCACAGGGUUAUUGAGUGAUUUAGAUGAGGGUGACGUGCUGAGCAAUAGCACACCAAACAUUAGCAAAAUAGAAGCGAGUGGAAAUGAAUCUGCCAUCGAGACAGCAGAAUCUGGUGAUAUUAAUGACAUUUUGAAGCAAGAUGAGAUACAGAAAGCAAUUGAUCCUCCAGAGUUAAAGCGCUUUAAUCUAGAUGUUGAAAAUAAGGCAGAAGAAGAAGAGAACGGAACUCAAGAAAGAUCGUUCGAUGAAACUGGCGAGCUUGGCGAGGAAAUCGAAUACUUAUCCAAUGCAGAAGAGGAACAGCAGGAGGAAGCAUGGAAUCACACCCCGCUUGAGGGCGAAAUUUAUGAUGAGGACCAAGAAGAGCAUGACAAGGACCAAGAAGGGUAUGAAGAUGACGCCCAUGACGACAAUGACAACGACAACGACAAUGAUGAUUACGAAGACGUUGAACUAAUCGGCUCAAGGCAGAUAUCGGUGGUCGAAAUUGACAGUGAAGACGAGAUCGAAAAUCUUGAGGAAACCGAAGCUCUUACGAAAGAGGUCAAUGGAUCGCCCAGUACACACGAUCGGGCCCUAUCCCUUCAAAGUCCUAUUAUCGUCGAGGCGGGCGAAGCUAAGUAUCUCUUGGUCGCUGAAUCUGAAGAUGCGGCCGAGUUUCCUCACCUUCAAUGGCUUUUUGAGAGAGAGCAAAUCGAAUCUUGGCUGCUCUUCGACUUCCUCGACGCCCUACGCCAAAGUGAUGUGUUUGAAGAUUUGAGGCCACUAAACGAUGACGAUCUUUUAACUGUAUCGUUUGACAAUGUAUUGACGGUUACGCUAGGGGAUCAUCGUAUUUCUGAUCUCGAUCUUGCGGAGGUGCUACUAACCACGCAAAGUUACGUCAUGAAAAGAAACAAAGAUGAAACUCCACUCACACUAACCCUCAGUCUUGACGAGAGCCCAGUGACAAUCCUUGAUAGACUUUCUCGAGAGGUGGGACGCAAACGCUCCGUGUCUAUGGAUGAGGAAAGAAACGUGAAGCAAUUGCGGCAUUCUAUGGAGUCAUAA